Porites evermanni is the source of this 6783-nucleotide messenger RNA. The record is from the annotation of a GenBank genome assembly. Lineage: Eukaryota; Metazoa; Cnidaria; Anthozoa; Scleractinia; Poritidae.
AGUGCUAACUCAGUUAUACAUUCCCAAAAGCUUUAUAUUGCAACAGUGGGAAUCGACUUUGGCACGACUUACAGUGGAUUUGCGUUUUCAUUUAACAAGGAGGAAGAUGACGAAGCGAUUUUUAUGAACAGAGACUGGGUCAAUGAACUCGGACAUCGAACAAGCAAAACACCAACCUGCCUGCUGUUAAAUCGAGACCAAUCUUUUGACUCGUUUGGAUACAAGGCAGUUGAGAAAUAUGCUAAUUUGAGAAGCGUGUAUGAAGAAAAAGAAUUCUUCUUCUUUCAAAAUUUCAAGAUGAAAUUGUUUGAGGUGAGGGUGAAAAACUGUAUUAACGAAAUCUAAAAAUCAAACCAGUAAGUAUACAGGACUCAUGCCUAUCGCUUAGUGUAAACAUAAUUAUAAGCUGAUUAUUGUUUAUUUAACCCUAUUCAUGACCGGGGAAGGGGCUACGAAGAGCUUCAUCCACAGCUUCAAAUCCGUUCAUGAUACAGCUACCAAAUUUACGCAGAAUAAUAUCCUCAUAGUUUUUAACAUCUAGGCAUAACUUGACUGACACAAUAACGUCAUACGAACCUAUUAUGACAUCCUUUUGUUGUUGUUAUUGGUAGAAUCUAAAUUCCAUCCUUUUCUCCCCAAAAAGCGAAAAGUACUUAAAUAGCAAGGCGUAGUAUAGAUCUGGAACCAUCCGCCAUCUUGGAUCCACCAUUUUGAAUCAAUUAAAUGUAUUCAAUUUUACGAAAAAUCUGUAUAAAUGGAGAAUCGAGAAGAAUAGUUGAUCUGUGCACAAAACUCUGACAGAAAUUAACACUGUUAAAAAUUGAACCCUCCACCUGCCGUUUAAACAUUUGAAUCCUUGUUUGUUUGUUUGUUGUUGUUUUUUUUUUUCAAAAAUCAGCCACUUAAAGCCUGGAUGACACCAAAAGUUAUAAGAAGUGUAAUAUUAUAAUUCAAUAAGUGAAAUAAAUUUUUAGAAAUAAAUCCUUUUUAUAAGAAAAAGCAAAUUUUGAAAAAAAGCCGUUGACUGCCAAAACACAGUUGCAACAGCAACGUCAAUGUUGACCUGCACACUUCAAAAUGUUUCCUGAUAGUUUUUAGGGGAAGCUGCAAAGUUUGGUGGCCAUAGCUUAAACGGUGUUGAUGUUUUUUAACUUUCAGGCGAGACGGAUUGGGCUCAAAAGCCUCACCCGGUUUGAAUAGGGUUGAAAUAUAUGUCGUCUUCAAAUUGAAAGACCGGAAAAGAGGAAAUUUUUUAAUAACAGAUACUUUGUGAUCUUUUUGUGUAUAAUGUUUAGGUGUUUGUUUAUUUCAGUUUUAUGUUUAUUUAUUUUGUUUUGUUCUGUUUUGGUUGUUGGAUGUUGAAGUGCACUUCACUGCCUCUAGUUAAUUCGGAUAGUCGCGUACACUAAUUCUUUACAAAUAAACCGAAUCAAACAUAGCAGAAGGGAUUGAAACUACAACUGGCAGAAGACGAACCAUCAACUCUUUACAUGCUCCCUAAAUAGUUUCAGAGCUUAAAAAUUCCUCUCAAAAAUACCUUUCAAGCAAGGAUGGGGACCGCGGGGCAAGUUCAAGACUGCGUUUGUGGUGGUGGUGGUGGUGGUUGCGGGGGGUAGGCCUACUUUUAAGGAGAUUUAAGGCGACUUUAGGCAAUUUUAGGAAAAUUUGCUCAAAGUGUUAUGCAAUUUAUUUCUAAUUUAGACUACUUUAGGUCCCAGAGUAGGACUGGGAGGAUAGUGUUUAAACGACAGACUGAUCCAGAUAGCAAAAUUGACGAAAAAGGAAACAAAGUAUUAAAACAAAAAAUGUUUUUUGAACAAAUUCGUCCCGGUAUUUCGGUGUGAAGACAAACCUUCUUCAGGGGUUAAAAUAGUAAAUAAAUAAAAAUUCGUACAGAAAGAUCAAGAUUAAAGCAAUAGAUGAUGAGUGAUGUAGAUGACUUAUAGGCUAUAUCAUAUAUCAUCGAGCUUUGACAUGUCCAUUCGAACGAGCUCAUAAGCAUGACUAUGUUAGGAGUUUAGGGGGUAUGCACCCCUCGGAAAAAAAAAGAACAUGUAAAAUUUACGUCUUAUGAAAUGGCUAGACAUUUGUCUCAUUUAUCCCGUUCUCUUGAAUUGCACGAAUUCGUUAUCUUAUUCAGACCAGGCUUUAGUCUAGGUGAAAUAGUUAACGGGCAAACGCAAGCUGCACGUCUCGGAAUACCCCGCCCCCCUCCUUUGCAGAGUCUCCUAUGCCCCUCCCUGACAUUCUGUACGGAUAGGCGAGCGUACUCUGUCGUCAUAACCCAAUAUUUUUCCAAUAGAUAGGUUUCCAGUUUCUAUUGCAAUGGAGGUUCCGCCGCGAGCGCUUCAUGCAUGCAGAGGUUCCAAAGAACCCAUCGGCGCAUUAUGAUUAGCGUCAAGAAUGCACAGCUACAGAAAAUCAUGUAUUAUCUACCAAAACUAAUUUAUCCGGCAGAUUUGGAGGUUUAAUGAUCAUGAUCAUGAAGCUGCGAUGUAAUUGAGUUAGACUUCCUUCAAAUAACUAACUCCCGAAACUAACCCUGUAAGUUUAGUCCCUUCAGUAGAAUAUUAUGGGGAACAGUAUCGUAAGCCGCAGAGAAUGUAAGAAUCAAAUUAAAGUACAAGAAAAUUUCGUUCCGCAGUGGGACAAACAAUAUUAUUAUGAACUCGAGUGGGUGGAAGGGUGGUCUUACAGCUGUGAAAUUACUAUUAGGCAGAUUGCAGAAGUUCAGUAAGGUUGCAUAGCGCCAGAUACUGAGUAAGACGAAAAUCUACAAUGCCCAUCAAUAAUUUGGGAAACAUGCAGCUAACGGCACGUAAAAAAGUCUCUUACUUCCGUCGUCGAUAAUAAUCAGUGAGAAAACUAUAUCUUUUUCGAAAUAAUGGAUAAUGUAAAGUUUGAAAACAUUUCGCUCUUGAAAAUGUUAAGCAAUAAACAUUGAAGCAAAAACUUACAGUUUCGGAAAAACCAGUUAAAAACAAAGUUGCGUAUGGUGGACAAAAAUAUUGCGAACUAGUUUAAAGAAAAAUCUACGUGCUCUUUAAAAGAGUGGAUAUUAUUAAGGGCAAAAGAGAUUUCUGUAAGUAAUAAAUGUGCUGAAAAAAAAGCAAACAAACAAACAGACAGAUUGCCAAACAAAAGAACGUACAGCCUUAACCUCCCAAACAGACCCCCUCCACCACCACCACCACCACCACCACCACCACACUGUCGACAAAACCUCAUCUUAUGCGUGAUCCCUGUUCUUCUUGGCAUCGUUCACAAAUAAUGUGUUCUCGACUUAUAGUUUUUCUUCCUUUCAUAGGAUAUAGACUUAAAAAGCUCUCUUUAUGCCGCCAAUGGCAGAGCCGUAGAAGCGAAGAAGGUUUUUGCUCUCUCGAUCAAGUUUUUGGGAGAUGAAGCAGUUAAGCUCAUUCGUCAAGAAACGCAAGACGAUGAUUUUAAAGCCGAAGACAUUCAGUGGGUGUUAACUGUUCCUGCCAUAUGGACUCCAAGCUCAAAGCAGUUCAUGAGAGAAGCAGCUUAUGAGGUAUGUACGGUAGUGGACUAUGAAUAAGACAUCCAAACCAUCCUAGCUUACUUUAACGGUGAAUAUUGUAGGACCCCCGCAGUCUUUUGAAACUUUAUCCAGUGGUAAUGUUAAAGAAAAACAGUAACUUUUGUAGCCAAGUUAUGUAUGUUGUUUGGGAUCUGAAGCUCACUUCCGAUGUGUAUAUUUUUUUUUCUCAUGUUUCAUGCAAGGUUGUCUAACAAUCGCCGAAAAAGAAACAUACGUUCUGGUGUUGCAAAACUGGCUACACGUACUCUGCGUCAAUUCCUCGUGCAGGCGUAUGAAUCGAUGUAUUUUUAGCUGAAAACUUAAUCUGAGUAUAAAAAGAUUCUUAGGAAGCAAAAAGUAAAAUCAGCAAAAUAUGACAUUCCUAGAAAAAGGAACACUGUUGAAAACGUAACUCAGCAACUGCAAUUGUUCUCAAACUAGCCACUAAAAAGUCUUAACAGUUACAGUAACUUUGGUAAAAUAAUAAAUAGUGUAAUAUAAUAAUUCAAUCAGUUAAAAUAGAAAUUAUACUUUUGGAAAAAAAAGGACUGUCAAAACUCGGUUGCCACAUUAAAAUCAAUAUUGACAUACACGAAGACUUUAAGAUGUUCUCAAAUAAUUGUUAGGAACAGUCGCUAAGUUUGAUGGUCCUAGCUUGAACGGUUUUGAAGUUAUUGAACAAUUUAGCGUGGGGGGCUCAAAGGGCCCCCUGGUCUGAAUAGGGUUAAUGACCUGACCAAGGGUUGUUGCACUUGACAGGCUGGUAUCGUAUCACGGGAGCAUCCAGAGCAACUGAAGAUUGCAUUGGAGCCUGAAGCUGCCGCAUUGUUCUGUACCAUGAGAAAGAUUGACGCCAUACAAUCCGAGAGGCUAAGCGCGUCUGUAGAUGGGCUUUUGACUCGACCAAAUGCCCAGUACAUGGUUGUUGAUAUCGGAGGUAAUAAAUUUAAAUCACAGACAUGUCCGUAUCUUGUUAGGUUCUUCCCAGGGACUGUUACUGAGUGCUGUGCGGGAAAUAUUCCCGUAACCACAAAUAUUUUUUCAUUCGGGUAACAAUAAUGUUCAUUUCUUUAAUAUACAUCUAGCCGGAUUUUUGAAAACGAUACCGCCAAAUGGACCUUUUCCGUCUCAUCUCCAAAGUAGCCAUUGUAAAAACUUAGAGUGUGAGCAUUGCUUUCUUCUCUUUUCCUCCUUUCUUACCCUCACUCCUUUUUUCGCCUUUUCUUUACCUUCUUUAGUGUGAUUUUAGAGCUUAUCGGGCUCAGAAAACCUGCCAUUUUACGCUAUUUCACUCAAAUGACUGCAAAUUUCGUUAGGCUGGUUUUCAAAAAAGUGGUUAGACAUAUAGUGCUAUAUUUAUACACAAAAAAAAUGUUUUGAGCAAGUUCAUUGUCCAAUUCUAGCUUCAGACGUUUGAUUAGACUGUUACUAUGGUAACUUUUAAAGUUGAGAAAACGCCUAUUACUUUUUGAUCAGCUGACAUGCAAUAAUUUACAUAUACAAUGCAUAUAUGACUUACCCGAUGAUACAAUUUCAAAAUGAUCCCAUUUGAUAUUAUGUCCGGUGGAUUUGAUAUAGCCAGCAAUAGCUGACUUGAGCUCAUUUUUAGCGUGAGCCUUGAAGAAGUGUCCAAUCUUUUUAUGAUGAGGUUGUCGCUUUGUUUUGCCAAUAUAGAAAUCAGCAGCUAAUUUGUAAGCUAGUUGUUGGGAUCGCAACGAUUUCUACAUUGGCAAAACAAAUUCACGACUCCACGACGACACUGAUUGUCAGGUGCAAGAUGAAAGAAACAAGCUGAUGCUGUAUUGAUUAGCUUCUGCCUUUUUAUUUCUGGAACCCCUUUUUUGUGAAAACUAUGGUCAUUGAUUUAUUUGGCUAUGUAUUUAUUUAUUUAUGUAUUUAUUUAUUUAUGUUUUUAGAUUUUAGUGGCGGUUACGAGAUGCCCUUAUUAUUAUUAAAACUGUAAUAAUAAUAAUAAUGAUAAUAAUAAUCGAUAAUGCUGAUGAUGAUAAUGAUGAUGAUGAUAUGAUGAUUUUGUUGUUUUUGUUAUGUUGUUGUGGAAAGGUUAAUGAUAAUGAUUAUGAUAAUGUUAAUAAUUGAAAAUGAUGAUGAUGAUGAUUAAUUUUAUUGUUGUUGUUGUUGUUGUUAUGGAAAUGUUACUAAUUUUCUCUUCUUUUUGUUGUUUAAUUUUAGGAGGAACUCUUGACGUGACAGCGCAUGAGAGACAAGACGAUGGCACCAUAAAAGAGAUUCACAAAGUGACUGGCGGGCCCUAUGGGGGCUCAAAGGUCAAUCAUCAGUUUGAAGGCCUUUUGAAUCAACUUUUUGGCGACGAAGAACUAUAUGAAUACCGCAAAGUGUUCCCCGCGGAUUGGCUCAAGCUGAAAAACGACUUCGAAGAAAAGAAGCGCAAUAACCGUGCCUUGCAGGGUAAAGAAACGAAGAUCCUCCUUCCGGUAAGUUUGACCACAACCGCCACGGAAAUUCGUCCUCAGGCUCGUGAGCGUUAUGGUGAUGAAGUCAAAAUUGUGAGGCAAGAGUACCUAUCCUUAAGCUCCAGGGUUAUGAUUGAUCUGUUUAGUCCAGUUCUUGAAGCUAUGGAAGAACAUUUACUUACCCUACUAAACAAGGACGUGCUUUCAAAGGUCAAUGUGAUACUUCUUGUGGGCGGUUUUGCGGUUUCUCCUGUUCUUCAACAGCAGAUACAGGGUGAAUUGUCAAAGCGAUACCGUAUUAUCACACCUCGCAACGCAGACACAGCGGUUGUCCAGGGAGCGGUAAUGUUUGGAAAUAUGCCAACUAAAAUUACCGCACGAAUCGUCCGCAUAACGUAUGGCGUUGACUGCUCUCGAGAUUUUAUCCAUGGCGUACAUCCACUGGAAAAAAAGUUUGUGGCCGACGGUAUUGAAAAAUGUGGAGACAUAUUCGCCUGUUUCGUAAAGGAAAAUGAUACAGUCAUGCUUGGUCAAUUUAUUCGAAGAAAAUUUAAUCCUCUCAGAGCUAACGACACAUUGAUUACGUUUGGAAUCUACACUGCUGAAGACCCCAACGCUCAGUUCGUUACAGAUCAAGGAAUGACAAAGAUCGCGACAGUCACAGUUCAGUCCCCCGACACUCACAAAGGCCGCGACAGGGAAAUCGAAGUCAGCAUGUAUUUUGGGGGAACGGAAAUAACAGCAACCGCAUUAGAUGUUUCUAGUGGAAAUGUAGAGCAAAUCAGGCUUGAUUUUUUCGCUAAAUCUUAG